AUGAAUGCCUGUCUCCCAUGUCGAAAAGUAAAGAUGAAAUGCCGGCUGGGCAGCCAGCCGGCUUCUAAAUGUGAACGUUGCGCGCGGAAGUCUCUCGAUUGCGUGUUCCAGCAGCACCGCAGAGGUCGAAAGCCCGGGACGAAGAUCUCUAAGCGGAAAGCUGUUGAGUUGCCUUCAACAGAUGCGGCCACCAACCAGACGCCGGACUACAGCAGAGGCACUCCAUCCAUCGUAGAGGGCGGGCCAGUUGAAGAUCCUGGUAACUUGCAGCCAUCAGGUGUACUCAACCAGGAAGCAAUGAGAGGCAAGUUCUCGCUGCGACGCAUACUGAGUACCACGGAUGGCGAUGCGUUGGAGCCGCCCGAAAGGUCUCUCCCAGCUCACCUGGAAGAUCCAAUAGAGAUGAACAUAUUGAGUCUCCCUAUAGCCAAUAAGCUUUUCGAAAACUUUAUCACUCUUCUGAAUCCGUAUAUCAGCCAGCUUGACCCUUAUUUGCACACGUUCGACUACGUUCGCAAGUCAUCGUUCCUCUUCACAACAGUGCUUGCCGUGUCGGCAAAGACAUUCAACCCCGCCGUGUAUAAUGCAUUAUAUGAACAUGCUCAAGACCUCUAUACCGAAAGCUUUAGGAACGGUGCCAAGUCAACCGAGAUUGUUCAAGCCAUUCUCAUACUCACCUACUGGAAGCAGCCGCAGGAUACGCGCGCUUGGACCUCGGUUGGAUAUGCAAUUCGUAUGUGCAUGGAUAUGGGGUGGCAUAAAUUGACGGCAUACUCAGCAGCUAGCCGGGCCAACGCGGAUGAAACGAGGCGACGAGAAGUCCGUAAUGUCGAAAGAACCUGGCUGGUCUUGUUUGUGUACGAUCGAAGUAUCAGCCUUCAGACAGGCCGGCCCUGGAUGAUCGAUCGCAGUCCGUUUAUAGAAUCGAUCGAUGCCUGGUGCAGCGACCCAAUAGCCGACCGAACCGAUGAUUUGCUUGGUGCAUUUGUUACACUAAGGCUGAUGAUCUCGUCAAUAUUUCCAUUACACGCUCUCGAUUCUCGACGGAGUGAAAAAAUGGCGUCCGAAGAUUUAGAAUCCCUGCUUUCGAUUAAAAAGGCCAGCAUCGAGAGAUGGGAGCGUCGUUGGAUUCAAAGUGUCGAAAAAAGACAGUCCCCAGAAGAGGGAAGUUGCCAUAAGUUCUUGAUCCGUUUUUAUGGAACGCAUUUUCGAUUACAGCUCUUCUCGUUACCAUUACGAGACGUAUUGUCGUCAGAGUAUUCAGAUUCAUCGCUCCAUUUGGACAUAAUCUGGGCUGCGUUCACAGGCGCCUUGGAUAUGUUGAAGUUGACAUCGCGCAAUCCCUCGUUGUUAUCCUAUGCUCAAGACUCCAUACAUGUCAUGACCGCUUAUAGUGCGGCUUUCCUCGUAAAGCUUCUCUUAUCUGCCCCCGAUAUAAUUGUCCAGGAGAUAGAAUACACGGUGGUAGAUACUAUUCGUGCUGCCGCUUUAGCAUUUUCCCAAACGGGGGCAGCUACUGGAACAAGCUGCGAGCUACAAUCCAGAUUUCUCAACAACAUCGCCAUCAAGCUUUCUCAGCGGAAGAAGAAAGAUGCUCCACCAAUGCCAAAUCUUUCCAAUGCGGAUAACUACCCAGCCGCUAAUCAGAAUGAGCUGGGUUCAACCAGACUCUCUUUUCUGCCUCUCGCAACCAGCCAAUCCGUGCCACAGCCCUUCGAACAGCCUAACCCCGACGUAUUUAUAUUCCAUCCUGCUGACCUCGACCCAUUCUUCACGGACGACUGUGCCUGGGCGGAUAUUAUGUCAAGUACUGUAUUCAACACUCAAAAUAAUGCAAUACUGGCGUAA
Trichoderma gamsii is the source of this 1848-nucleotide messenger RNA. RefSeq lists its product as hypothetical. NCBI's taxonomy places the organism in Eukaryota, Fungi, Ascomycota, Sordariomycetes, Hypocreales, Hypocreaceae. Gene Ontology annotation, biological process: regulation of DNA-templated transcription; DNA-templated transcription. The record is from RefSeq and is a predicted model, not a curated record. Gene Ontology annotation, molecular function: zinc ion binding; transcription cis-regulatory region binding; DNA-binding transcription factor activity, RNA polymerase II-specific. The transcript has 5 exons. Gene Ontology annotation, cellular component: nucleus. The coding region runs from base 1 to 1848 and encodes 615 amino acids.